Nicotiana tabacum (common tobacco) is the source of this 1266-nucleotide messenger RNA. Lineage: Eukaryota; Viridiplantae; Streptophyta; Magnoliopsida; Solanales; Solanaceae. The record is from RefSeq and is a predicted model, not a curated record.
AUGGAUCCUAUAGCUAUGCAAGCUGGAAGAGGCCAAGGAUUUAAAGAAAAGAAACAAUUUCUUCAAUGUGAACAUUGUGGGAUGAAUGGUCACACAAAAGAGAACUACUAUAAAAUCAUCGGUUAUCCCAUGGACUUCAAGCCUAAGAAGAAAUUUCGAGCAGGAAACUUGGAUGGCUGGAGAAGAGAACCUCUUGAAGCAGUCAACAAUGUGGAAGGAUCUCCCUCAUUGCAACGAGCUAGAACUAGUCAGGGAACAUCUGAAUACAAAGGUAUUGUUACUUGCUUGAUGUAUGAGCACACACCAAAUGAAUGGAUCAUAGAUUCAUGUGCUACUCAUCAUAUUGCUGCUAGCUUAAAAAUGUUACAAGGUUAUGAUGAUGUAGGCACAUCUAGGAAUGAUAAAGUGUAUCUACCAACAGGGGAAGUAGCUGAUAUCACUCACGUUGGUGAUGUGAACUUGUUUGACAAAGAUGUUGUUCAGAAUGAUCUUUACAGUGGCAGGGUAAAGGGGAUUGGUAGAGAGAGAGGAGGCUUAUACAUUCUUAAGGAGAACUCAAAUGCUGACAGAAUUGCUAGAAUAAGAGCUGCUGCAAUAAGCAAUUAUAGUGAAGAAGACAAUAUGUGGCACAUGAGGGAUGUGGUGUUCAAAGAGACAAUCUUUCCUUUCAAACACAAGGAUUCUGCAAAGAUGGUAUCUCCAAGUGAUCUACCAGGGCAUCUAUAUGCUGAUGAGCCCCUGAUACUUAUGGAGGGCCAAUUAACCUUAAGCCCAUUUGACUCUGUAACUUCAAAGUUCUGUAGUCAAACUUGCCGUAACUGGUACUCACAACAUCCAUUUACUGAAGUUGAGCAUGAACAAGGUGAUGUAAAUGAGGAAUUGAGGCAUGAGCAGGGUGCUGGAGAUGAGGAAUUGGAGCAGAAUCAGGAUCAAGUUCCUACAGCAGAUACUUGCAUUCUUGUUAUUGAUGAAAGAAGAAAAAUAACUAGAGAAUUCAAACAACUUAUUUGGAUGAAUGAUUAUAUUACACAUCCUCCAAAAGCACACAGCCUAUACCCCAUAUCGGACUAUCUAUCAUAUGCAAACACCUCAGUGAAAUAUCAGUGUUAUCUUGCUAAGUUUUCAUCACUUGUUGAACCACAAACCUUCAAGAAAGCUGUUAAAGAUACUAGAUGGAUUGAAGCGAUAAAGCAGGAAAUCAAGGCACUAGAAGAAAAUAACACAUGGGAAGUAGUUGAUCUACCUACUGAAAAGACUACUAAAUGA